AUACGGAAUUUGCAAAGAUAUAUAGGAUACUUAAGGGAAACAAUAACAAAAUAGAUCUCUCUGGCUAUAUUGUGAUAUCUUUACUUAUAUAUCUCCAAGAUUUUGAAUAUCGUUAUAACUUUUGAUGUGUUUCGCGAGCAAAAGAGAAUCCACUACAUAUAUUAAACAUAUGCAAAAAAUUAUGUUUUUACAUGAUAGGAAAGGCUUAUAGUAUUAUCACUACUAAAUGAAAAUUGGACAUACUAUCAACAAGACGGAAAGCUGCGUGUUGAGAUCAACCGAAUAUCGAAAAAAAUAAAAUGCUUUAUUUGAUAAAGCGAAUAUCAGACACCAAUUAGCAAGAUCUUUGAAAAACAAGAUAGCAUGAUGCACUUGUACCGGCAAACCAAGCGCCCAUUUCGCGUACGAGUUAAAAUAAAAUUAUGUGAAGAAAAUAAAAUACAUUAGUCCCUCUCGAAAAUAAGCCAAAGGUAAAAGUCCGUUUUCUGUUAUAGAAGGAAAACAAUGCGCUUGUGCUGCCAUCUGCCUGAGGAAUUUUUCCCAAGAAAGUAGUACGAGAAAUUUGUGAGACUGGAAAGGAUUCAUGAGGAUUUCGGCCUGUUUUUGGUGUUUUCCGAAGUUCAGAAGUAAUAUUCUUUUGAUUUUUAGGUGAAACCAAUGUGGAAAAGAUUGUUUAUGCGAUCAAAAGUUUCAUUGUUUGGAGUGGUCGCGUGUAUUGCUCCGCCAUGACACUUGUUGUCGCCAGUGAAUCACAUCGAAAAACAUUAUUUUAGUGUGCAAUUAGAAUAUGACUCGGUCCAAGUGAAAGUGUUCUAUGAAAAUGUAGAAGCGACUGCGUGACAUAGCCAUGGCCCGUUAUGGGAGCGAUGCUGCCACUGAGACCAGCCGUCUAUUACAAACUCUCAGCCUGUGCAAGGGCAGCGAGGCCGCCCACCCCAGUGCUGGCAUGGGCGGCGAGGGCGUCUCGGGCCCCAGGGAGGCCAACCCAGCGCAUCAGGACGCCUCGGGAUACGGCCGCAUACUGGCACGGGCGGCGGGCGGCGCGGCGGGCGGCGCAGGCGCGGCACCCGCCCCGCUCCCUCAGCCGCGCGUCGGCGCCAUCGAGAGCCUGAUCAAAGAGGGCACCGAGGCCCCCGCGCCGCACCCCCCGCCGGUCUACAAGGUACUCGACUCGCGGAGUGUGAUCCAGGCGUCCAAGUUCGCCACGCCCAAGCAGCCUGACCCCGUGGUCGUGUCGAGCGGGUCGUCGUGUGUGGCUGUCAACGGCGGGUCGUCCAGCACCUCGGCUCCUGGGCUUGUCACAGGCCAGACCGCCACCCCUGCCUCUGUGGGCUAUGCUCACAUCACGCCCACCACAGCAGCUGCAGGCAAGAGUGGGCCAGUGGUGAACGGGGGCACACCUCAAAAGCCUGUCAAUGGGCAGUCGCUCUACUCUGGCCAUGUGCGCUAUGAGCCCCCUCCCAUCUAUGGGAGGAACAAUCUAAACAACUCUGCUCAUUCGAGUCCACGCUCAAGCCUGAGUGGCGGCAGUCACGAUUCUCAGACCUCGGGACAGCAUGCGCAGCAUCCACGAACCAUUCCACAAACUCUGACUCAGCAUUCCAAUGAAUUUGUUGUGAAUCCUAAUUUUUUAGGGCAGCUACAUACUUACGAAAAUAUCAAUGCUUAUCACCAUUAUGGACCACAAGGUAGUUUAGCUGCUACCAUUAUAGAAAAUAAGUAUGCCAGUCCACGCUCUAGUAUAAGUUCACAGGACUCAAAGCAUUCCAGCCCAAGAAGCAGUUUUGUACAUUCCUUGCAAGGUUCUAGUCUUGACAGGACAAGUUUAGCCAGUCAAACCAUUUUAGAAGAGGGAAGUUUGCAUAGGCCUACUUUGUCAAAUAGACAUUUACCACCGCGUAUUGAACAGGAUUUGGAAGGAAAGCAAUUUGUGAUUCCUAGAAACAAUGCUUAUGUUCAGGAAAAUGCACGACACAGUUCACAGUGGAGUGUGAGUAGUGACUCGGUCAGACACAGAGGAUUAUAUUACGACGCGCUUCCACCCCCUCCUGUUCCCCCCCAAUCACUGACCCUGACGAGACCCACACACACCCCAGUUGCAACUCCCAGUCCCACUGCCCUCCCCCCUCCACCGCCAUAUCCUGGAAAACCACCAAGUUUAAAUUCUGUGUCGUCCACAGAUGCUAGUGACUCUUCUGCGUCUCUUGGAAUUCCCCGCACGACAUCUGUAGUUUACCCGCUAGUGACUUCCAAUCAUAAUUAUGCAAACAUUGAAGUGUUAAAGAGUGUUUAUGGAGCAGAUCCUCCUCCCCCACCACCAUAUCCCUCGUCUCUUGUGCGGCAGUUUCAGAAUUUGAACCUGACUUACUCCCAGGCGCCUUUGGGCACACAUUCUCCCAUUCCAUCAACGCCGUCAACACCUUCUACUCCUUCAACUCCACAAAGUCUGCUGAGGAGUGGUGGGGCUCCUCCACCUCCCCCUCCGCCAUAUCCGUCCUCAGUGGUCCGGGCAGCUCAGCAGCAGUUUGUCGCCCCACCACCACCACCACCGUACUCAUCUUCAGUCGUAAGGAGCAUCACGCCCAUUCAGUCAUACAUACCCACCACAAUAAUCACAGGACAGAUUGCUCAAGUGCCACCACCGCCACCCCCAUACCCUUCUUCAGCCGUGCGGAGCGUAGCGUCAGGAGUGAGCUACAGCCAUAGUAGCAGCAUGAGUCAGCACAGCAGUACCAGCAACUCCUCCAACACCCCAAGUGAUCGUCUGGCACAGUGGCAGAACAAGCUGGGCAGCAGUGGGCAUAGCCAGGGUGCACCACCUUCCAACAUGUCCACUGUCUCUCCAGGAGUGACCACAGGGCAUGCCCAAAUGCCCCCCAAUCCUUCGACUACCCAGAGCACCACCAAGUCUACUGUCAGCGGGAAAAACCUAUUGCCCUACAAUGUUACAGCAAAGUCUAUG
Messenger RNA from Penaeus vannamei (Pacific white shrimp), 2962 nucleotides. Lineage: Eukaryota; Metazoa; Arthropoda; Malacostraca; Decapoda; Penaeidae. The record is from RefSeq and is a predicted model, not a curated record.